AUGGAGGAGGGGGCUGCGAGGAAGAGGAAGAUGCCUUGGGCCCCCCAGGCAGGCCCCGAGCGGAGGACGGAGAGCCCGGAGGACAAAUCCCCCCAGCAGAAGCUGGUGGGAGAGGCCGUUUUGAAGGGCUCCAUGGCGCAGGAAGGCAGCGGGGAGGAAAAGGCCCAGAGAUCCCCCUGGAGGAGGGGCUCCAAAGCCAGCCCAGGGUGCUCUGAGGAGGAAAGAGCCAGCCUGUGCCGGGAAGGCGGCCGGAGCUUGAGGCAGAGCUCUGACCUGGUGGUCCCUGAGCAGCUUCCCAGCCGGGAGAAGCCCUUCAGGUGCUUGGAAUGUGGGAAGAGCUUCAAGAAGAGCUCCCACCUGCUCCGACACCAGCACAUCCACACUGGGGAACACCCCUACCCAUGUGGACAAUGUGGGAAGAGCUUCAGUGACAGCUCCAGCCUGAUCCGACACCAGCACAUCCACACUGGAGAACGGCCCUACACAUGUGGGGAAUGUGGGAAGAGCUUCACUGACAGCUCCAGCCUCCACACCCACCAACGCAUCCACACUGGGGAACGGCUCUACACGUGUGGGGAAUGUGGGAUGAGCUUCAGUGAACGGUCCAGCCUCCGCAACCACCAGCUCAGCCACACUGGAGAACGGCCCUACAAAUGCUUCGAAUGCGGGAAGAGGUUUCAGCGCAGCUCAACUCUCAUCAGACAUGAGCAGACACACACGGAUGAGCGGCCCUUCCGCUGCACCGGCUGCGGGAAGGGCUUCAGCCGGAACUUCACCCUUAUCAUCCACCAGCGCAUCCACACUGGGGAGAGGCCCUACAAGUGUGGGGAGUGUGGGAAGAGCUUCGCCCAGAGGGCUAAUUUGACCUCACACCAACGGACCCACCGGUAA
Neopelma chrysocephalum (saffron-crested tyrant-manakin) is the source of this 891-nucleotide messenger RNA. RefSeq names its product gastrula zinc finger protein XlCGF7.1-like. Gene Ontology annotation, molecular function: RNA polymerase II cis-regulatory region sequence-specific DNA binding; DNA-binding transcription factor activity, RNA polymerase II-specific. Lineage: Eukaryota; Metazoa; Chordata; Aves; Passeriformes; Pipridae. Bases 1 to 891 code for a protein of 296 amino acids. The transcript has 2 exons. The record is from RefSeq and is a predicted model, not a curated record. Gene Ontology annotation, biological process: regulation of transcription by RNA polymerase II. Gene Ontology annotation, cellular component: nucleus.